AUGGCUCUCCGCCGCGCCAUCGGAUCCCUUGUCGUUCGCUCCCAGGCCUACUACCUCCGCCGCGCCGCCCCCUCGCCUCCGCCGUCCCCCAGCCGCCCGAUCAUCCCCUACCGGCCCUUCGCCGCUCCGCCUCAGCACGCCAAAAAGGUCACCAAGGACAACGACGACGACGCCGGGCCCAGAAUCAACAAUGACAUCACCGCUCCCUUCCUCAGGCUCGUCACCGAUGCAGGGCAUAGCGUCGUCCCCAGGCAUGAGGCUCUUCAGCUCGCUGCCAGGAUGAGCUUGGACUUGGUUGAGGUCCACAGAAAAACAGACCCUCCUGUUUGCAAGAUCAUGGACUUUCACAAAGAGAAGUAUAACAAAGAUGUCAAGGAGAAAGAACGCUUAAAAACCAAGUCUGCUAUUGUCUUGCGUGGUGGAGAUAACAAAGAAGUGCGGUUUAAGGCGAAAACAGAAAUUAAAGACUUGAAGGUGAAAGCAGAUGCAAUUACCAGGCUAAUGGAGCGUGGUUACAGGGUGAAGUGCAUGGCAAUGCCCGCAGGUAAUGAAGCAGAAGAUUUAGGCGGACCGCUAUCUCGGCUGUUAGGACUUAUACAAGAUGUCUGUAUUGUGGAAAGUGGGCCACAUUUGGACUCCAAGCAUGCAUAUGUUAUUGUCAGGCAUGUGAAGUUUGCAACCAAGAAAGGCGGAAAGAAAGCUAGCAAGGCCAUGGAAGACGCGGCCAAAGGCACCCCCUACAACACUGCCUCUGAAUCACCAGCCACUGCUACUGAUAGUGGGGACAAGACAAGUGAACAUGGUUUGGAAGUUAAGGAUGUUGACAAAACGCCAGCCUAUCUCUCUCGUGAAUCUUUGGCGCAAAAAGAAAGGCAAGACAGAGGCGUUGGAGGCAGCAACCGCGAUAACAUGGACAACGUGAGUGCUGGAGGAAACAGGAUUAACCCUAGUCAGGGGGGAUCACAAUCAUCCAAAAGUGGAAUUGGUUCUAGGAAUGGAAAUUAUCACAUGGAAAAGCAAGAGAGGACUAAUCAGGAUAUGGUACCUGAGCAAACCAACAGGUAUGCCAGCCGUAGAAAUCAGGUGGGAGGCGACAACCAAGGCAGACCCCCGCAGGACCCGAGAAGAAAUGAGAAUGAAGGCCGCAACCGUUUCAACGACAAUCGAAGGCCUUUGGAACAGCCUAGCCCGCCACCGCCACCGCCAAGGUUCAGCCAAGGCAGACCCCCACAGGACCCGAGAAGAAACGAAAAUGAAGCCCGUCACCGGUUCAACGACAAGCAGAGGCCUUUGGAACAGCCUAGCCCGCCAUCGCCAAGGUUGAGCCAAGGCCGACCCCCACAGGACCCGAGAAGAAACGAUAGAGGAAGCCAUGUCCCAUCGAAUAACAACCAGGUGCCGCGAUUCCAACAAUCGAAUCAGAACAGUGGACCACUAGCAGGCCGGGACGCAGGGAGUCCGACUCCGACAGCCAGGAGUUUGGGCGUCUUCAGCAGCCGAACGCCAGCCACAACAUCCGAGCUGAAGAAGGCAGAUGGCGCUCCCGCUGCUGGUAAGCCUUCCGACCCCGGUCCGACCAAAAGCUUUGGAAUAUUUAGUACUCCCAGAAAGUGA
This is a messenger RNA of Triticum turgidum subsp. durum (durum wheat), 1614 nucleotides long. Lineage: Eukaryota; Viridiplantae; Streptophyta; Magnoliopsida; Poales; Poaceae. The record is from the annotation of a GenBank genome assembly.